Molecule: messenger RNA, 3078 nt
Organism: Drosophila arizonae
Lineage: Eukaryota; Metazoa; Arthropoda; Insecta; Diptera; Drosophilidae
Product: membrane alanyl aminopeptidase
Biological process (GO): proteolysis; peptide catabolic process
Cellular component (GO): membrane; cytoplasm
Molecular function (GO): peptide binding; zinc ion binding; metalloaminopeptidase activity
Source: RefSeq, a predicted model, not a curated record
ACACAAUUGCCAGUUAACUUCAGUUUGGUUUUUCGCGUUGCUCUCCGCAGUGCUUUAGUCGCGAAUUUUGUUCUAGUCUAGUGAUAUUUCAAAUAGAAAUUGAAAUGUUCGGUCGGCAUUUGGCUGUCCUCGGGGCGGUCUGUCUGUGCGUCGUGUUGGCGGCUCCACGACAGGAACCGGAAGUCCUGCCACCGUCUACCUUUGCCGAACCAGAGAACUGGGAAUACAGAUUGUCAACGCACAUCAAUCCCAUUAACUACAAUAUUACGUUGCGCCCAUAUUUGCUAGAAAGCGAUACGGCUCGCUUUACCUUCGACGGUGAGGUAUUCAUCGAAAUCGAGCCGGUGUCGACAACAAGGAUCGUGUCGUUGCACUCGAGAAACUUGAACUAUACGAAGUCGGAAUACUGGGCGAAACCGGCCACAGGAAGUGUUGCAGCUAAUCCCAUUCAGCUGACAGUUGGACCACACAAUUUGGAGACCGACAUUAAGAACCUGACCACAACAUCGGAUCUGGUGGCCAAUCAGCGCUACAUUUUGCAUUUCGUUUACAAGGGAACGAUGGACGAUGAUAUGCAUGGAUUCUAUCGUAGCUCCUAUGUGAACGACAACAAUGAGACGAAAUGGCUGGGCUCCACACAGUUCCAGACAAAUCAUGCACGUCGGGCCUUCCCCAGCUUCGAUGAGCCGCAGUUUAAGGCCACCUUUGAUGUGAAUCUGAUACGCCCUCGCUCCUACAAUACUGUUAGUAAUACAAGGCUAAUAUCCUCAACGCCUAUGCAGAAUGGCGAAUACUUUUUGGAUGUAUACAAAACCACACCCAAAAUGUCCACCUAUUUGCUGGCCUUCAUUAUCUCGGAGUUCUCCAUCCGCAAAGAUGAGACGUUCGGAGUUUUGGCGCGUCCCGAGUUUUACCCACAGACCCAAUACAGCUUCAACGUGGGUCGCAAGAUUCUUGCCGAGCUGAGCACCUAUCUGGACUUGAACUACUACACGCUAGGCAAUGAUAAAAUGGACAUGGCUGCCAUACCCGAUUUCUCAGCGGGUGCCAUGGAAAACUGGGGCCUGCUGACCUACAGGGAGCGCAGUCUGCUGGUGGAUGAGACCGCCACGACUCUGUCAUCCCGUCAAUCAAUUGCAGCUGUUGUCGCCCACGAGCAGGCUCAUAUGUGGUUCGGUGAUCUGGUCACCUGCAAAUGGUGGAGCUACACCUGGUUGAAUGAGGGCUUUGCCAGGUAUUUCCAAUACUUUGGCACCGCCAUGGUCGAAACGGAGUGGAGCAUGGAUCUGCAGUUUGUGGUCGAUCAGAUUCAGUCGGUCAUGGGCAUGGAUUCGACCAACGCCACCAAUCCCUUGAGCGACGAGAACACAUUCACGCCGGCUCACCUGAGUCGGAUGUUCAAUAGCAUCUCCUACAAUAAGGGCGCAUCCUUUAUUCGUAUGAUUGAGCAUGCAAUGGGCUCGGAUAAUUUCAAGAAAUCUCUGCGGGAGUACCUUAUCAAAUACCAAUAUGAGGCUUCGGUCCCUGAAUACUUGUUGAAUGCCUGGCUGGCCAACUGGCCCGCUGAUCGCUUCAAGGCCGAUGCGCAAAAGAUCUUCACGAGCUUCACCACUCAAGUGGGCUAUCCCCUGAUCAAUGCUGAGCUGAGCGCUGAUGGCAAGAGUAUUAAGUUUGCCCAGAAACGCUUCCUCCUUAAGCAAGCUGACGGCGCCGACCCCAAUUUGGUCUACACCGUGCCAAUUACCUACACCACCAGUUUGGAGAAGAACUUUAACGACACCAAGCCGAAGCUGGUGCUAGCCUCCAAUACGCCAGCGACAGUUACCUUGACCAGCGCGGCCACAUGGGUGUUGGCCAACAUCCAGGAGACGGGCUACUAUCGCGUCAACUACACGGAGAGUAACUGGAAUGAAAUCCACAAGGCGCUCAUCAGCACCAACUGGGGUGGCAUCCAUGAGCUGAAUCGCGCUCAGGUGGUUGAUGACUUGCUCAAUUUGGCACGUGCCGGACAUAUCAAGUACGAGCUCACACUGAAGGUGCUCGAGUAUCUGGAAACUGAAAUCAAUUAUAUACCCUGGACAUCGGCAUUCAAUGGCUUCAACUACUUGGCCAUACGCCUGGGCACGGACACCGACCACUUCAGCACAUACAUUCGCCAGCUGACCAACAAGGCCUACAACGAGCUGGGCUUCGAGGAGAGCACCCUGAACACAGCGCUCGAGAUCUACCUGCGCACCAAGGUGCUGUCCUGGAGCUGUCGCUAUGGCAACGUCGAUUGCAUCAACAGGGCCAAGAGCUAUUUCAAGUCGCUCUACACUGUGCCCAAGAACAUUCGCUCCGUGGUCUACUGUGUAUCGCUGCGUGAGGGCGGUGCCACCGAGUUCGAUGCACUCUAUGCGAAAUUCAAGACCGAAAAGGUUGCCACCGAAGAGACUCUGCUGCAGAACUCCUUUGGUUGUGUGAAGCAACAGGCGCUCAUUGAGCGUGUCUUCAAUUUGGUUUUGAGCAAUGAGAUUCGUCGCCAGGACAAGUCCUCAGUGCUGACCACCCUCUACACCGAGAACAACGAGAAUGUGAGCCCCGUCUUCAAGCUGGUCACCGCCAAUGUCGAUGCACUGGCCACAGCCAUGGGCGGCUACUCCUCGGUGGCCACAGUCGUCUCGAACCUUGCGGCUCGCUUCACCGAGCAGUCGCAAUUGGACGACCUGAAGAAGUUCAAUGCCGACAACAGCGCCAAGUUCGGCAGCUCGGCAAGCACACUGAAGGCCGCUGAGACGACCGUCCAGGAGAAUCUAGACUGGGCCGAGACCAGGCUGGGCACCUUCCGCACCUAUCUGGCCAGUCGCAACGGCAGCGCCACGCUGAGCGGCCUAAGCCUGCUCACCCUGCUGCUGGUGGCCCUGGUCACGUUGCUGCGUUAAGACCAAGAUUAGCCCCUUUGCCAUAGAUUGGCAUUGGCGCUGUCGUCCAACUAUUGAAGUAUUUGCACGCCUGUACCGCCUGUGCAGCAGGCCAUAAACCAGCCAGAUAAGAGGGCUUUGAAUACAACUAUGUUGAUUUUAGCUUAUAAUAAAACAA